CUGGGCGUGGAAGUUUCUCUUCGGAGUUUCGCUUAAAAGCGGCGGCGCGGGAGUCCUCCGGCAGUCUCUUGUCGCCGGUCAUGGGACACUCCCCUGAUGCCGCGCUGGACCCCGAGGCCCCGUGGCCUCCGGCGCCCCGCACGCGCUCCUGCCGCCCGCUGCGGUGGGUCCUGGUCGCCGGGCUGCUGCUGCUGCUCGCGGCCGCCUGCGCCGUCUGCGUCGCCCGCCCCUGGGCCGUCUCCGGGGCUCAGGCCUCACCCAGCUCCGUACCCAGCCCGAGACUCCGCUACAGCCCUGAGCUUUCGCCAGGUGACCCCGCCGGCCUCCCGGACCCGCGGCAGGGCAUGUUUGCACAGCUGGUGGCCCAAAAUGUUCUGCUGACCGACGGGCCCCUGAGCUGGUACAGCGACCCCGGCCUGGCAGGUGUGUCCCUGGCGCAGGGCCUGAGCUAUGAGGAAGACACGAAGGAGCUGGUGGUAGGCACGGCUGGAGUCUACUACGUCUUCCUGCAACUAGAGCUGCACCGUGUGGUGGCCGGCCAGGGCUCAGGCUCCGUCUCACUUGCGCUGCACCUGCAGCCGCAGCGCCCUGCUCCUGGGGCCACCGCCCUGGCUUUGACCGUGGACCUGCCACCCACCUCCUCCGAGGCUCGGAACUCGGCCUUCGGUUUCCGGAGCUGCCUGCUGCACCUGGGUGCCGGCCAGCGCCUGGGCGUCCAUCUGCACACUGACGCCGGCACACACCAUGCCUGGCAGCUUACCCAGGGCGCCACUGUCUUGGGACUCUUCCGGGUGACCCCCGAAGUCCCAGCCGGACCGCCUGCACUGAGGUCCGAAUAACGCCCCGCCUGGGUGCAGCACACCUGGACAGAGACUGAACCCUACUGAGACCCCUGGUGCUGGGUCCCUGCUGCUUUCUUUACCUCAAGGGGCGGGGUAGGGGUCCCUGCUGCUGACCUCCCCUGGAGGACCCUCCCCACCCCCUCCUGUCCCACGUUGGACCUUGAUAUUUAUUCUGACCCUGAUACCAGAUAUUAUAUGUAUGUAUAUAUUUAAAGAGUUUGUAUAUAUUUCUGAGAUUGUGGAAUGGGCUUUUUUUGGGGAGUUGUUGGGAGGUCUCCUGCAUUGCCAAGCUGGUCUCAAACUCCUGGACUGAGACAAUCCUCCUGGCUCAGCCUCCCAAGCAACUGGGAUUCAUACUUUCUAUAAA
This is a messenger RNA of Cebus imitator (Panamanian white-faced capuchin), 1209 nucleotides long. RefSeq names its product TNF superfamily member 9 (gene TNFSF9). The coding region runs from base 81 to 839 and encodes 252 amino acids. NCBI's taxonomy places the organism in Eukaryota, Metazoa, Chordata, Mammalia, Primates, Cebidae. Gene Ontology annotation, molecular function: tumor necrosis factor receptor binding. The transcript is spliced from 3 exons. The record is from RefSeq and is a predicted model, not a curated record. Gene Ontology annotation, biological process: positive regulation of activated T cell proliferation; immune response; positive regulation of cytotoxic T cell differentiation. Gene Ontology annotation, cellular component: plasma membrane.